AUGGAAUACAGAAGAAGUUCCAUGGUUCUGAACCGAAAGCAACAAGCUAGUACAAACCCUCAGAUAUAUGCUAGCUUCGCUGGUGCUGGUGUCCUCCGGACCUCAAAUGGAAUUUUGGACGACAUGCCUACAAUGUGGUGGGAUGAGGACAGAAUCCAGGCUACCGUUACACGACAAUUCGUGUCAUCAAAAUUACGUCCAGACGAGCAAGAACGUCUAGACGAGCCAUUGGGUUUUGGUGAUGGUUUGACCGACGACACGUAUAUGGAAUGGAUUGAGGAGAAGGCGAAAAAGAUAUUCUUGAUCUUGGUGGACUUGGGUGUGCCAGAUCAAAUAUUUGGUGUCAUCGAUGAUUCUUGGGGCGAUGAUGAUUUACCAAUACCCAUGGACCAAGUUGGGAGACUACAAUUGACCUACGACAGAAACGAAAAGCUAGAGAAGAAGUUUUUCCAGCUCCAAUUUAACUAUCUACUAAGAUAUAAUGCUAAAGGCGAACACAUUUACUACGAUGAUGUAGAGGUUGUACCGCUGGAGCCAGUAGAAAAAAGACCCGCUGGAUCAGUAACUAGUCUCCUUCCGAAUAGUGUUGAUAAAGUCUAUUUACCUGGCAGACCAGACACUGUCUUUCUACGUCGACGGAUACCCUUGGGUACCUCGCCCGAACAAAUGCUGCAUGAAGAAUUUCUCUCGGGUAUUGAAUCCAUGAAAGGGGUCGAACAUGUACAUCUCACUUCAUUAUGGGCUUCUUAUAUCCACCAGGAUAAAGGCUACUUACUUCUGACUCCAGCAAACGUCAACUCGCUCAAAUCCUUUCUCACAAUAACUCCCCAAUCUUUCAAGAUUCUAGCCAAACAAGACCGCCGUAUUCGUAUCCUGAACUGGCUUCACUGUCUAGCCGGGGCUCUGUCCUUUCUCCACAAAAUUGGUCUUUCGCAUCGCAACAUCAAGCCAUCAAACGUGAUGCUCGACCUUGACAACCACAUCUUCCUAGGUGAUUCUGGCGUUUUCCCUACCCAAAUCCCUACUGGGGAGAAAUGUGGAUUUGAUAAAGAGACUUAUGAUUACUCCGCCCCAGAACAGAACCCUUGCACGAUGACUUCUACUUCUAGUCUACCCAAUACCCGGUCGGUACCAUCGCGACCACCGGCAUCUAGCAGGUCAGCGGGUGUCCCGAGUGAUUCCGUGUUCCAAACCGCUUCAAGGUCUUUACCAAAUGAUUCAUCAUCUAUUCGUACAACUUCAACUGGUUCGCAAUCAGAAGGCUCAGGUCCAAGACAGACUAGUAGAAACAGCAAAACAGGCAGACAUGACCCCCAGAAAGCUGAUAUCUUUUCUUUAGGGGCCAUCUUCAUCGAAAUCAUCACAUUUCUUAUGAAGCGAGCCACAAGAAAUUUUGCCUCGCACCGAUCAUCAAAAAAUAAAAGCCCGGGUCGCGGUGGUGGGAUUCCCGAUGCCAGCUUUCAUAAAAACUUGGGACAAGUAGAAAGCUGGAUGAAUACACUUCUCAAAGACGCCACAAAGAAGGAAGACAGAAUCUUUAGAGGCGUUUCUCAAUUAAUUGCGCUCUCCCAACGGAUGCUCGCGCCAGAUCCGAAUGAAAGACCAACAGCAGCUGAAGUUCAAGAAAGAAUUUACGCGAUUUUGACAGAGAAUUGUGGCCUAAAAGAUGAUCCCUCAGACGACAGUCCGGAAGGAGGAGAAAUGCAUUGUGAGACUCGAGUUACCGAAGAUCAGUGGAAUUUUGGAUUCGAUCAACUACGCCUAGCAAGUCAAAGAGCCGCGGCAGAAGCUUGCGCUUCGGUGGCGGGAAAUACGACGGGAAAUUUACCGCUCGGUAACGGAGGUGUAAUAUAUGGAGUGGAAAGGGUGGCAACGGUAGUGAACAACGGAGUCCCUCUUUCAUCAAUGGGAGGAAGAGAAGGAGAUCGCGUUAGCAUCAAUACGAAAACGAGCAGCGGAAAAAGUAGCGACGGGAAAGGCAAGGGCGCCGGGGAGGGAAAAGUAAGGCCUAAAGCUAAGGCUUGGCAAGCUCCUGUAUAUGCGGGUAAGUUCUCAUCGAGCGGUUAUCGUUCAUGCUAG
This is a messenger RNA of Sclerotinia borealis F-4128, 2079 nucleotides long. Lineage: Eukaryota; Fungi; Ascomycota; Leotiomycetes; Helotiales; Sclerotiniaceae. The record is from the annotation of a GenBank genome assembly.